AUGGUCUACAGCCCCUGGGCAAAUCCCACGGCUUGUGGGCCUGGGGCCUACAACCACCGAAACGGGCAGAGGGUAGAUCGACGCGCACCUGCACCAGUCCGUGUGGGAUGGGAUGGGCAUCCUGUAAGCACGUGCAGCCUGUCCCCUGUGGAGAACGAGGCGGUGGUGGCCGAGAUACUUCGAACCGGCUGCGUGGUGCUCGUCGAGGCGCGCGACAUGCUCGCGCCGCUCAAGACGGCACAGGGGCUGCGCCGGUGGAAGGUUGCGCAUCCCAGCAAGCGGCAGAUCUUCUCGAGCCAUGCAGAGGCACAGGCAGCUGGGGCGAAGUUGCGUCCAGGUGUCUUCGCGCCCGCGGAGGACGCGCCCGAGAGCCGGCAGCUGCCCCGGUGCAUCCGGAUCCUCCCGCACCACAACGACACGGGAGGCUUUUUCAUCGCCGUUUUUGAGAAGACUGCCGAGCUGCCCGAGAGGCACAAAAGCUCAGAGAAAGCGGAGCCGGAGAAGGAUCGAGCGCUGGGCGGCUUGGCAAGGCAAUCUAACGGCAGACUGCACCCAGACAAUGACCUUCCUGGCUACGACAGCGAUGUGGACAGUGACGGUGAGGAGGCCGAGCGGCAGAAGCAGCUCAAGAAGCUGGAAGAGGCUGUCGAGAGCGGCCGCAGCGAGCAGGAGCGUCAAAAGGCCGAGGCGCGGCGCGAACGAGCCAGGAAAUCGGGUUCCCUGUCGCGGGAGAUCGUGCGCUACGAGCGCCUUGCGGAGUCGCCGGAGCAGGCUGCUUCACUGCGCAGCUUCUACGGCCUGCACGACAACUUCCCGGAGGAGCUCUUCUUCAGCCGCCGACAUCUGGAGCUAGAUGCCAAAGGGGAGCUGGUGCAAACACACUGGGGCGAGGGCAGCCAGCUCAUCUUCCUGGCUCGCGCCGCCGCGCGGCUGCUGCUCCUGGGCACGGCGGCAGGGGCCAAGCGAAAGCUGCGGGUCAUCGCCGGUGGCCUCCGCGUCUUCGAGAAGGAUCGUUUCGAUGUUCCGGACAAAGCCACGCAGUUCAGGUUCGCCCAAGAAGCCGUUGAGCCGAUGUUGCCCUAUGUGGGACGGCGCGUGGUCGUCCUGGAGGAGCUCUCGGACACCCGGCGUCUGCUGGGGGCCCUCCGCAACGCCCCGCUGGCGGCACUGGCCGGGGGUCCAGCCCUGGCUCCCUUGAGCCCAGGUGGCUGCAUCCUCCUGCUGCGCACAGCCCACGGUGACCUGCUAGCAAUCUCUGCCCUGCGGACGCAGAAGGCAGUCAACCUGUUCGUGAACGACCAAGCCAUGCCGCACAUGUGCGAGGUAGCUGGCUGCAUGGGCAGCCAGGAGGAUGACCUCAGUGAAUUCCUGGCUUUGGAGAGGACCUGCGAUUUCCGAGAAAGCCUAACGGACUUCGAGGCCCUCCUUCCGGCCCCGGAUAUCGGCUUCUGGCAGGAGCUUAGCCGUCGGAAGCUGGACGUCUGGCGGCUGGACUCAUCGAAUGUGCCGCUCACUGCCUACUUCGAGGCUUCUCAGGCCGCGGGCGUGCCGGCAAAGUGCUAUCUGCAGAAGGAUGCCUUUGAGGAGCCGCAUCUGCCCUCCGGAGGUGUUGCCGUCUCGGGCGAGCUGAAGAACUUCAACACUGAGGAGGAGUUCCGGGGCUUCCUCGGGAACGCGGAAGCGCGCGCGAGCUGCUUGGCCGAGGCGGUGGCGAAGAUCCGCGGGGACAUCGAGUCCGGUGCGGCCAUCGACGAACCCGCCAGACUGAGGCGGCUGCUGCUUUGCACGUUCGCUGACCUCAAGAAGUACCACUACAGCUACCUCUUGAGCGUUCCGGCCCUUCGCUUGUCUUCGCCUUGGGCCUGGCAACCUGCUGGGCGAACGGAGGCCGUCCUGGACCGCAAAGAGGUGGCGCAGCUCGCGCGGAGCCUUCGCGAGGACCCAAGCCACUCGGGCGUGCGACUCCUCGUCCGCAGCGAGGCCUCUGCAGCCCCUACUUGGUCAGUCCACCCACUCUCAGAGCUCCCACGGCUGAAGGCCCUGACUGCAGAAGCGCUGGUUGUGGCUUUCGCCGAUCCUGCCUCGGGUGAGGCGCCCGGCUGGCCUCUCCAGAACCUCCUGAUGCUUUUGGCGUUCCAUCGCCCGGGGAAGUACCGCAUUCUCAGCUUCCGAGACCCGCAGCUGGCUGCGGGUUCCGAGGGCUACGGCGGCGCAGCGCCCCUCCGAUCUCGGCUCUUUGACGUCGACGUGCCCAAGGUGCCGGCCGUGCCCGCUGAGAGUCGACCAGGUUGGUCGAAAAUCGCUACCACGGACCUCACCCGCUUCCUCGACUCCAAAACUGUUGCGGCGAAUGCUGUGGACCUCAACGUCAAGCUGAUGCAGUGGCGAGUGCUGCCCUCCCUGCAGCCCGAGCGAAUGAAGGAUUUGCGGGUGCUGCUUCUGGGGGCUGGCACCCUGGGAUGUGGGGUGGCGCGCGCUCUCAUGGGCUGGGGCUGCAGGCGGAUGACCUUCGUGGAUGCUGGCAAGGUUUCCUUCUCCAACCCUGUCCGGCAGAGUCUCUUCACACACAGAGACGCCGCCGAGGGCCGCAAGAAGGCGACGGCGGCGCGUGAGGCCGUCGAGGCAAUCCUUCCUGACGCGGAAGUCGCAGAUGUAGUUCUGGACAUCCCCAUGCCUGGCCAUCCCCACCAGGCGGCGGAAGGCCUCCGAAGCAACCUUGCAAAGCUGCAGGAACUCAUCGAUGCCCAUGACGUCGUGUGUAUGCUCACAGACUCCCGAGAGUCUCGGUGGGUUCCAUCCUUGCUUGUGGGCGCUGCGCAGAAGGAGAAAGACUCUCCUCCCCUCGGGCUGACUGUGGCGCUGGGGUUCGAUUCCUUCCUGGUCUCCAGGCAAACCUACAAAGAUUCCGUGGCUGCGUGCUACUUCUGCAAUGAUGUCACCGCCCCGGCGGACUCCCUGGCAUUCAGGACCUUGGAUCAGCAGUGCACGGUGACCCGCCCGGGCAUCUCGGGUCUUGCCAGCAGCGUUGCUGUGGAGCUUCUCGCAGCGCUCACACAGCACGAGGAGGGCUUCGCGGCUCCGUGCUGUACGGGGACCGAGAGCCUGACCCGGUCCCCCCUGGGCGGGGUGCCGCAUCAGGUUCGCGGUUAUGCAGCGGAGUAUACCUUGUCUCCAGUGGAGACGGAGCCUUUCUCGCGCUGCAUCUGCUGCUCUCCCCAGGUGCUGCAGCGCUAUGCCGACGAGGGGGUGGCCUUCCUGGAGAAGGUCAUUGCGGACUCCUCGAUCUUGGAGGAAAUCUCCGGCCUGGCGGAAAUGAAAGCCGGACUGCGCGAGCAUGAAGUGGAGGCCUUCGACGACUUUGACGAGCUCUGA
This is a messenger RNA of Symbiodinium natans, 3372 nucleotides long. Lineage: Eukaryota; Dinophyceae; Suessiales; Symbiodiniaceae. The record is from the annotation of a GenBank genome assembly.